Lobosporangium transversale is the source of this 1668-nucleotide messenger RNA. RefSeq lists its product as hypothetical. The transcript is spliced from 3 exons. Gene Ontology annotation, molecular function: dipeptidyl-peptidase activity. Gene Ontology annotation, cellular component: cytoplasm. The coding region runs from base 1 to 1668 and encodes 555 amino acids. Lineage: Eukaryota; Fungi; Mortierellomycota; Mortierellomycetes; Mortierellales; Mortierellaceae. The record is from RefSeq and is a predicted model, not a curated record.
AUGGAGUCAACAACUAAGACCGUGUCGCCUAUCGACAAACAGCUUGCUCGCUUCAAAGAGAUUGAAGUUGGAGGUUCUCAAUACCUUGACCGACUUACCGCUGGUGAUCGUGAGGCUAUCCCUCUUUUGGUUCAGGUGGGUAAAUUGCUUGACCAGAUUUAUAUCCGUCAACGCUGGUCCGGUAAUGAGGCAUUGCAUUCCUACAUCCACAGCCAAAAUCCACGCGACCCCAAGUUGGAUCUUGGUCUACAACUGUUCAAAGGCCCCUGGGGUCUGAAUGAGGAGAGGUUUAUAGACUCAAUCAAAGAGCGAGGCGAUGAUGGCAACAUCCAUGAAAAGAUUCAUAUCCCUCAUCAUCCUCCACCACAUGGAAAUUUCUACCCUGAUGGUAUCAAAAGGGAAGAAUAUCUAGAUUGGGUUGCUGGACUAGAGGGUCAAGACAAGUUGAACGCUGAGAGUUAUUAUCAUGUGGUCAAAAGGGAUGCUACGACCGGUAAGCUGUACUCGGUAUCCUACUCAAAUGAAUACAAGGAAUUUUUGGUCCCUGCUUCCAAGCUACUAAAGCAAGCCGCCGACCUUGUCAGUGAUGAGUCGCUUGCAAAGUUUUUGAAAUCCAGGGCUGAGGCAUUUAUCACCAACGAGUAUACUGAGUCCGAUGUCGACUGGUUGAGGAUUAGCAAGGAGUCAGCUCUCGAUGUUACCUGUGGACCGUAUGAGAACUACACUGAUAAAAUGCUCAACGUCCGCACAGCCUAUGAGUUUUUCUUGAACGCCCGAGAUUUCGAUUCUUCUGCUAUCUUGGCCAAGUUUUCUAGUCGCUUACAAGAUAUGGAGGAUCAGAUGCCUGUUGAUGAGCUCUACAAGGCCAAAGGCCUUUACCCUCCUGCCAUCAUCACUGUUAAUCAGCUCUAUUCAGGAGGAGACGUUGCUGUGCCCAUGACUGCUGCCUACAACCUGCCUAAUGAUGAAGCCCCCAUCAAGAUCGCAGGUUCCAAGCUUGUAAUCAUUAAGAACGUUCAGGAAGGCAAAUUUGAAAAAGUUCUCCGCCCAAUUGCUCAACAGGUUUUGGAUUCUGAUCAGCUUGGGAAGGUGGAAUUCGAGGCUUUCUUCCAGCACGUACUUAUGCAUGAAGUGGCCCAUUCAUUGGGACCUCACUUCUUGGUUCGCGAUAAGGCCAAAAAGGUCCGCACCGCUUUGGAGGAAUACCAUGCUGCAAUGGAAGAAGCUAAGGCCGACAUUGCGGGGCUGUAUGCAGUCGGUUUGCUGCUCAAGGAUGGUACAUUGUCCGGUAAUCCCGAUGCUGAAUCGUUUUACAUUACAUACCUUGCCUCAGCUUUCCGCUCCAUCCGUUUUGGCAUUACGCAAGCUCAUGGUUUGGGUCAGGCUAUGCAGUUUGAAUAUAUUAAAGAGCAGGGUGGGUUUUCCUACAAUACCGAGACGCGUAAGUUCCGAGUUGUCAUGGACAAGAUUGAGGGAGCUGUACGCUCUUUGACAACGCGCAUCCUUGUUCUCCAAGGUGAUGGUGACAAGCAGAAAGUCAAGGAGUUUGUAGAUAAAUACGGAGUUAUCUCACCUGAGGUUAAGGAAGCCUUAUCAACCCUCGAAGAUCUCGGUGUUCCUGUGGAUGUCUAUCCCAAGUACCGAAUCCUUGAGGAUGGUACCAUUUAA